Molecule: messenger RNA, 4576 nt
Organism: Castor canadensis (American beaver)
Lineage: Eukaryota; Metazoa; Chordata; Mammalia; Rodentia; Castoridae
Gene: Polr3b
Product: RNA polymerase III subunit B
Biological process (GO): DNA-templated transcription
Molecular function (GO): DNA-directed RNA polymerase activity; DNA binding; ribonucleoside binding
Source: RefSeq, a predicted model, not a curated record
UUUGCCUGGGCUGGUCUAGAACCGCGAUCUUCCUGAUCUCUGCCUCCGAAGCUAGGAUUACAGGCGGGAGCCACCGGCGCCCAGCCACUACGGAUUUAAAUGUCAACGUUUCAUACUAAAUUCCCCAUGUGCUGGUAACGUAUUCCCAGAAACUGCCUCUAGUACUUUGAGAAUUAAGCACUGUCCUGAUCUGUUUUAACACUAGAGUUAAUUCCUCCCCACUUUAUGCUCAUUCUGAUGGCUGUAUACUAGUCCACCACACGUAGGUACCAUCCAUUUUUUUAACCAAUGCCUUAUAAUUUUGGAUAGUUUCUCGUUAUUCAAUAGUAUACUGCUUUAAAAAUGAGAAUUACGGGAGAAUUGACAAUAAAUCCCGGGAUUACCCGGGAGAUACCUCUGAAGCACACCAGCGGGCGCAGUUUCCCGGUUCGGCCUUGGCCACAUCCGGGUUCCACCGCAGGUUCGGGCCGGGAGCAGGCGGAACCUUUCUGACGCGCCUACAGUUAACAAAAGCAGCGGGGAUAGUUUAGGCCGUCGCGCACCGCUCUCCAGGCGUGCUGCAGUUUGCUUGGAGGUAGUGAAGGUAUGCGAGAAGGUUCUGCCUGCUUCUUCCUUUGUCGUGAGUGGCAUGGAUGUGCUAGCGGAGGAGUUUGGAACCUUGACCCCGGAGCAGCUGGCUGCGCCGAUCCCGACAGUGGAGGACAAGUGGAGGUUGCUUCCAGCAUUUUUAAAGGUGAAAGGCCUUGUGAAACAGCAUAUAGACUCAUUUAACUAUUUCAUUAAUGUAGAGAUAAAGAAGAUAAUGAAAGCCAAUGAAAAGGUCACGAGUGAUGCCGACCCCAUGUGGUACUUAAAAUAUCUUAAUAUCUAUGUGGGGCUUCCUGAUGUUGAAGAAAGCUUCAAUGUGACUAGACCAGUGUCCCCUCAUGAGUGCCGUCUGAGGGACAUGACUUAUUCUGCCCCCAUCACAGUGGACAUUGAAUAUACCCGAGGUAGCCAGAGGAUCAUUCGCAACGCCUUACCCAUUGGCAGAAUGCCUAUUAUGCUACGAAGUUCCAACUGUGUUCUGACAGGAAAGACACCGGCGGAAUUUGCCAAACUGAAUGAAUGUCCUUUGGACCCAGGUGGCUACUUCAUUGUUAAAGGAGUUGAAAAAGUUAUUCUUAUCCAAGAGCAGCUGUCUAAGAACAGGAUCAUUGUAGAGGCGGACAGGAAGGGGGCCGUCGGAGCAUCGGUUACCAGCUCUACUCAUGAGAAAAAAAGUAGAACCAACAUGGCUGUUAAACAAGGCCGAUUUUAUCUGAGGCAUAACACUUUGUCUGAAGACAUACCCAUCGUCAUCAUAUUCAAGGCCAUGGGUGUUGAGAGUGACCAGGAAAUUGUGCAGAUGAUUGGAACAGAGGAGCACGUGAUGGCUGCAUUUGGGCCCAGUCUGGAGGAGUGCCAGAAAGCUCAGAUUUUCACACAGAUGCAGGCAUUAAAAUAUAUAGGCAAUAAAGUAAGAAGGCAAAGGAUGUGGGGAGGUGGACCAAAGAAAACCAAAAUAGAAGAGGCAAGAGAGCUCCUGGCUUCUACCAUUCUGACCCAUGUACCGGUUAAGGAAUUCAAUUUCCGAGCUAAAUGUAUCUAUACAGCCGUGAUGGUGCGAAGAGUAAUUCUGGCCCAAGGAGAUAAUAAAGUUGAUGACAGAGAUUAUUACGGUAACAAGAGGUUGGAAUUGGCAGGACAGCUUUUAUCUCUUCUUUUCGAAGAUUUGUUCAAAAAAUUUAAUUCUGAGAUGAAGAAGAUUGCAGACCAGGUGAUUCCCAAGCAGAGGGCAGCCCAGUUUGACGUUGUGAAACACAUGCGCCAGGACCAGAUUACCAAUGGCAUGGUGAAUGCCAUUUCCACUGGAAAUUGGUCUCUAAAGAGAUUUAAAAUGGACCGCCAGGGAGUGACCCAGGUGCUAUCUCGCUUAUCAUACAUAUCUGCACUGGGCAUGAUGACAAGAAUCUCUUCCCAGUUUGAAAAAACAAGAAAAGUGAGUGGUCCUCGCUCCCUCCAGCCAUCUCAGUGGGGAAUGCUCUGUCCUUCGGACACGCCUGAGGGAGAGGCUUGUGGUUUGGUUAAAAACUUGGCACUUAUGACACAUAUCACAACUGACAUGGAAGAUGGACCCAUUGUUAAGUUAGCCAGUAACUUGGGAGUAGAAGAUGUGAAUUUAUUAUGUGGGGAAGAGCUUUCUUACCCAAAUGUGUUUCUCGUCUUUCUCAAUGGUAACAUUCUGGGUGUCAUUCGUGACCAUAAAAAGCUAGUGAAUACAUUUCGACUGAUGCGACGAGCAGGAUACGUCAAUGAAUUUGUUUCCAUUUCAACAAAUCUCACAGAUCGAUGUGUAUAUAUUUCCUCCGAUGGAGGAAGGCUAUGCAGGCCUUACAUAAUUGUUAAGAAACAGAAGCCAGCAGUCACUAAUAAGCAUAUGGAAGAGCUGGCUCAGGGGUACAGGAAUUUUGAAGAUUUCUUACAUGAAAGUCUAGUUGAAUAUUUAGAUGUGAAUGAAGAAAAUGAUUGUAAUAUUGCACUUUACGAACAUACAAUUAAUAAAGAUACCACGCACUUGGAGAUCGAACCCUUCACUCUUCUCGGUGUCUGUGCUGGCCUGAUCCCAUACCCUCAUCAUAACCAGUCUCCAAGAAACACCUACCAGUGUGCCAUGGGCAAACAAGCCAUGGGUACCAUUGGAUACAACCAGCGAAACAGAAUUGAUACUCUCAUGUAUCUACUAGCCUACCCACAAAAACCCAUGGUUAAAACAAAAACCAUUGAGUUGAUUGAGUUUGAGAAGUUGCCAGCUGGACAGAAUGCGACUGUGGCUGUGAUGAGUUACAGUGGCUAUGAUAUUGAAGACGCUCUUGUUUUAAACAAGGCCUCCUUGGACAGAGGCUUUGGCCGUUGCCUUGUAUAUAAAAAUGCUAAAUGUACACUGAAACGAUACACCAAUCAGACUUUCGAUAAAGUGAUGGGGCCCGUGUUGGAUGCCGCUACGAGGAAACCCAUCUGGCGACAUGAAAUUUUAGAUGCUGAUGGUAUUUGUUCUCCAGGUGAGAAAGUAGAAAACAAACAAGUGCUGGUAAACAAGUCCAUGCCCACAGUGACUCAGAUUCCCUUGGAAGGAAGUAAUGUACCACAGCAACCACAGUAUAAAGAUGUGCCCGUAACUUACAAAGGAGCAACAGAUUCCUAUAUCGAGAAGGUGAUGAUAUCUUCCAAUGCUGAGGAUGCCUUCCUGAUUAAAAUGCUCCUGAGGCAGACACGGAGGCCAGAGAUCGGGGACAAGUUCAGCAGUCGUCAUGGGCAAAAAGGUGUCUGUGGCUUGAUCGUCCCCCAGGAAGAUAUGCCAUUCUGUGAUUCUGGCAUCUGUCCGGACAUCAUAAUGAACCCACAUGGCUUCCCCUCGAGAAUGACGGUGGGAAAGCUAAUUGAGCUGCUGGCUGGCAAGGCAGGUGUGUUAGACGGCAGGUUCCACUAUGGCACCGCAUUUGGAGGAAGUAAAGUGAAAGAUGUGUGUGAGGACCUCGUUCGCCAUGGUUAUAACUACUUGGGGAAAGACUAUGUCACAUCAGGCAUUACAGGUGAGCCUUUAGAAGCCUACAUCUAUUUUGGCCCCGUGUACUAUCAGAAACUGAAACACAUGGUGCUGGAUAAAAUGCAUGCCCGGGCCCGGGGACCACGAGCUGUCCUUACCAGGCAACCCACUGAAGGGCGAUCUCGUGAUGGUGGCUUACGUCUUGGGGAAAUGGAACGUGACUGUUUAAUCGGGUAUGGAGCUAGUAUGCUGUUGUUGGAGAGACUAAUGAUCUCAAGUGAUGCCUUUGAAGUUGAUGUCUGUGGGCAGUGUGGACUUCUGGGGUAUUCUGGCUGGUGCCACUACUGUAAGUCCUCGUGCCAUGUGUCCUCCCUCCGCAUUCCCUACGCCUGCAAGCUACUCUUCCAGGAGCUGCAGUCCAUGAACAUUAUCCCCAGGCUAAAACUGUCCAAGUACAAUGAGUGAGGAACGCACAGAAGACCGGGUGACCAGGCAGUGCAGCGGGAUGCUGAAGGGAUUGAAGACCCUUUCUACUCCUGUGAAUGACUUCUGGGAUUAUUUUAUCUCAAAAACAAAACAAAACUGAUAGAGAAGCUUUUUGUGUUCAGAAGACUAAUUGGACAACUUGAUCAGUGAGCCUUGGACCAUGGAGAGAUGCCAACAACACGGAAUGGACCACAGGACAUGACUUAGAGAAUAAAUCUUUCUUUAUGCUCUGAUAUCUUGAAGUUUACCUAUUAGAAAGGCCUCCCUCCAUAAGAGAGCGCUUGGGUUUAAAUUCCCCAUGGUAUCUUCAGGUUAACAAAAGCCCAGAUUCUCUUGAGACUUGUGAAUGUAAACCAUCGCUCGAAUUGGUUGGCGUGGCAUUUGUUGGGGUGGCUGGUCCUGAGUGGUGUGUGGAGGAAUGAGGACUGCGUGAAGCUGACAUGGCAGCAGAUGAAGCAGUGGCUUUCAUGUCUGGCCCUGUGAGGGGACACAUUUUCCCAACAAUUAAAUCUUGCCUUUAUACAC